GUUGUUGAAGGAGUAAUAUUUUUUUGUGUGUGUAGAAAAGGAUUGAGUCCUUAUUCUUUAUUACUCUUUUUUAUGUAUUUAUUUUGUAGGUGUUAUGGAAUCUUUCUGGUUCUUAGACCUUACAAGCAGUCGUUGUUUGACUUCCUGAAAAGUGCAGUUCAUCAUGAAGUUGGAGGUGCCUGAAACCUUUGAAGAUGUUGCUGUUGAGUUUUCAGGAGAGGAGUGGGAAAUGUUGAGUAAACCAGAGAAAGAGCUACACAAGGAGGUGAUGGUGCAGAACUAUGAGAACAUGAUUUCUGUAGGGUAUAACAUCCCAGUGGAUCAUCUUUGUUUAUAUAUUAAGAACUUUGAGACAGUUUCACCUUGUGACACCAAAGGAGGAAUGAUGCUGCAGCAAAUACUGGUUCCUGGCAUCAGAACCAGCAUCAUCAGGGCUGGAAAUUUCUGUGAGAUCCAGGGUCUGCAAUCAACCGAUGGAAGACACCAGGAUUCUGAAUGUGACACACUUCUUCCAGAUAAGAUGUCAGUCACGAGACAAGAUGCACUGCAGUCUGAAACCAGAACUGAUAACCCUAAGGAAAGUAAUGAGAGGUUUAUCAAAACAACUGAACAAGAAAUGCAUCUGCAAACUGAAGCAGGGAAAGUACCAUGCAGCUGGCCUAAUCACCGCAACAAUGUAACAUUUUGUAGUAACAACGUAACUGAUCAAGUAAGGCACAGAUGGAAAAAGCAGACGACCUUGGCACCAAAUGAGCAAGUGUUCAAUGAAAAGAAACUACAUAAAUGUGCCACAAAUGGCAAGGGUUUUACAGACCAACAAAAUGGAGGAGUAAGCAAGAUUAUUGCUACUGGGCAGCAGCCAUUUAAAUGCACCAUGUCUGACAAAAGUUUUACAGAAAAGUCUAAUGUGACAAAAGAUCAGUUUCCCCACAGUGAGAAAAGACGAUAUAAAUAUGCCACACAUCACAAGGACUUGAUCCCUAAUCAUUUGGCAGUGCUUAAGACUAUUGGCAAUAGACAGAAGCCAUACAAAUGUGCUACACGUGGCAAGAGUUUUACAGGAAAGGCUAGCAUAGCAAAGCAUCACAAUAUUCAGACUGUGAUCUCUCAAGAUAUUAAAAAAUCUAAACAUUUUGAAGAAAUUAAACAAAAGCAGAAACCCUACAAAGGUACUACAUGUGAUAAAAGUUGUAGAUACAAAGUCACUAUGUUAAAUCAGCAGGGCAUUCACACUGGGCAAAAGCCAUAUACAUGUAGUAUGUGUGACAAGAGUUUUAGUAACACAAACCACAUGAGACGUCAUCAGAGUACUCACAUGGAGAAGAAACCAUAUCCAUUCAUAAUCUGUGGCAAGAGCUUUGCACAGAAGUAUCACUUUGUGGCUCACCAGAGCAUCCACAGUGCAAUGAAACCAUACAAAUGCCCAGAGUGUGAUGAGAGUUUUUACUACGAAAGGACUGUAGUAAGUCUUCAGAGCACCCACACUGUUGAAAAACCCUAUAAAUGCAGUAUGUGUGACAAAAGCUUUGUGCACAGAGAGUCACUGUUAAGUCACCAGAGCAUCCACACUGGUCAGAAACCAUAUCAAUGCACCAUGUGUGACAAGAGCUUUAGAUACAGAAGUAGCAUGGCAGCUCAUAAGACACUCCAUUCUGGACAGAAGCCCUAUAAAUGCCCAGUGUGUGACAAGAGUUUUAGACAGAAGUAUCAGAUGACAGCACAUAUGUAUAUCCAUGGUGGGCAAAAACCCUAUAAAUGCCCAGUAUGUGACAAGGGUUUUACACGAAGGACUCAUAUGACAGCCCAUAUGUAUGUCCAUGGUGGGCAAAAACCCUAUAAAUGCUCAGUGUGUGACAGGAGUUUUGCACAGAGGAAUGCAAUAACAAGACAUAUGUAUGCCCAUGGUAGACAAAAACCCUAUAAAUGCGCAAUGUGUGACAAGAGGUUUAUAGAGAGGUCUCAGAUGAUAUCACAUAUGUAUGUCCAUGGUGGUCAAAGACCCUAUAAAUGUGUACUAUGUGAAAAGAGUUUUACACAAAGGUGUCGCAUGACAACGCAUAUGUAUAUACAUGGUGGGCAAAAACCCCAUAAAUGCCCAUUGUGUGAUAAGAGUUUUACACAGAAGAGUGAUGUGACAAGACAUAUGUAUACCCAUGGUGCGCAAAAACCCUAUAAAUGCACGGUGUGUGACAUGAGGUUUACAAGGAGGAGUUAUAUGACCACACAUAUGUAUAUCCAUGGUGGGCAAAAACCCUAUAAAUGCACAAUGUGUGGCAAAGGUUUUACACAGAAAAAUCGAAUGAUAAGUCAUCAGUAUAUACAUAAUGAACAGGCGCCCUAUAAAUGUGCCACAUGUGACAAGAGUUUUACAGAUAAGAGAAGCCUGGCAGUGCAUCAAAGAGUCCACAGUCAGUAGUGUACAUGCACCAUGUGUGGCAAAGGUUUUAUAAGAAAUAUGUCUGAAUGUGCAUCAAAGUGUCUACCGUGGUAGAUGUGAUAUAAAAGAACUUGAACAAAAGGGAGUGUGUAAAUAUUUGGGAGCUAAUGAAGGCUGAAUAAUAAAAUAUGAACAAAUGUGAAUGACACACAGUCUAAGGUAUAAACCAGUUUGCUCUUCAUGUCUUAGCUUACAAUUUUUGGGGAGAAUGACUGGUCCCAAAAGUGUUGAAUAGUUUGGACAGGAAAACAAGGAUUCUUCAUGCUCAUCUGAUGAUAUCAGUGUAUACCAAGACCAUAUAUUUCCCAUUCUGAAGGAGGUUUGGGCCUCCUUGAAACUGAUUACGU
Protopterus annectens (West African lungfish) is the source of this 2784-nucleotide messenger RNA. RefSeq names its product zinc finger protein 665-like. The transcript is spliced from 4 exons. NCBI's taxonomy places the organism in Eukaryota, Metazoa, Chordata, Ceratodontiformes, Protopteridae. Gene Ontology annotation, biological process: regulation of DNA-templated transcription. Bases 164 to 2416 code for a protein of 750 amino acids. The record is from RefSeq and is a predicted model, not a curated record.